Molecule: messenger RNA, 2561 nt
Organism: Rattus norvegicus (Norway rat)
Lineage: Eukaryota; Metazoa; Chordata; Mammalia; Rodentia; Muridae
Gene: Cav1
Product: caveolin 1
Exons: 3
Coding region: 156-692 (178 amino acids)
Biological process (GO): caveola assembly
Cellular component (GO): caveola; plasma membrane; cytoplasm
Source: RefSeq, marked validated
AAACCCCUGGCCAACAGCCAAGAGGCUCCCUCUCAGCCACCGCCCCCCGCCAGCGCCUUUCCCCCUCUAUACAAUACAAGAUCUUCCUUCCUCAGUUCUCUUAAAUCACAGCCCAGGGAAACCUCCUCAGAGCCUGCAGCCAGCCACGCGCCAGCAUGUCUGGGGGUAAAUACGUAGACUCCGAGGGACAUCUCUACACUGUUCCCAUCCGGGAACAGGGCAACAUCUACAAGCCCAACAACAAGGCCAUGGCAGACGAGGUGAAUGAGAAGCAAGUGUACGACGCGCACACCAAGGAGAUUGAUCUGGUCAACCGCGACCCCAAGCAUCUCAACGACGACGUGGUCAAGAUUGACUUUGAAGAUGUGAUUGCGGAACCAGAAGGGACACACAGUUUCGACGGCAUCUGGAAGGCCAGCUUCACCACCUUCACUGUGACAAAAUAUUGGUUUUACCGCUUGCUGUCUACCAUCUUCGGCAUCCCUAUGGCGCUCAUCUGGGGCAUCUACUUUGCCAUCCUCUCUUUCCUGCACAUCUGGGCAGUUGUACCGUGCAUCAAGAGCUUCCUGAUUGAGAUUCAGUGCAUCAGCCGUGUCUAUUCCAUCUACGUCCACACCUUCUGUGAUCCACUCUUUGAAGCGAUUGGCAAGAUAUUCAGCAAUAUCCGCAUCAGCACGCAGAAAGAGAUAUGAGUGACAUUUCAGGGAUGGAAGGCUUUUCUCCCCCUUACUAUUCCCUUGGUGCCAAUUCCAAGUUGCUAUCACAGCCGUGAUUUCUGAAUGGUUUGUCUUGGUCAAGAACAAAGAAUUCAUUCCCUCCAUUUUCAUGUAUACUGCUUGUCUCUCCUGAGCUACUGCAUCUAUUUUUGACAGUCUGGAAUGUUUAAACCCAUUCCUGCUCUCCCGUUCCUUUGUGGAUCAUUGUUUCAUUGGCUAAAAUAUAAACAUGUUGUUGAAAGAUACUUUGAGAAAAAAUAGGAAGACUGGGAGGCGGAGGAUGAGUGCCAACACCCUCGACUGCCUGCUCUAGGCGAUGAGGUUAUAGAAAGGGAAGAGUUUCAGGAUAUGGCUGUGUGUGUAGGGGGCAUGAAGGCAGGUUAUAAACAAAUAUAUCCCAGCUGCCUAAGGAGUUGGUUGCUGUCCUCACUCUUAACAAUCCAGUGGGAUCUAGUGAUCAACAUCAGUUUGGAGACUCUAAUCUUCAUGCUCAUGUAUUCAUCCUGACAUUUUAACUUGUUAUUCUGUGUGACCGAAUACUUGUUAUACCUAGAAUACGACCUAAGUGCCUUCUGAUUUCUCAUGAUUUCUUUUCAAACAGGGUCUAAGUCAUCUACUUGCAUUUUGCCAGAAGCUCUCCGGAAAACAAAGCAUACAAAAUCUACUUGCUAUUUCUCUGUACUUGUUUCUGACUCUGAGACACAGAACCUGUUGAAGUUGAUCUCUGCGCUUGGUUUUGUAGCGUCUUUCUCUAUACUAAGCCCAGUCAACAUUAACCCAGUGAAAUGAUUCAAAGCAGACAAACGGGGCUGAGACCUCCCUGGAAGAAAUAGGAGCCAACUUUACUGGCCACUCAGCACUGAAUGAGGCCCUCGGGUCUAUUCAGUUUCACUUAUUUUCAAGAAUAAUCACACAUUCCCGACUCUUACGCUAACCCCUCACCAGGAUGGUUUAGUGACCAACCAAGAUGGCUUAAUGACCAACCAGGAUGGUUUAGGGACUCAACCCUGUGCUCCCUUUUCAGCUGAUGAGUGAGCCUUCAGGGAGGGGUGUCAAAAAACGAGUCUGCCAAAGCAAGAUUGCCAAACCUGUUGCAAACGCAACCCCCUUCUAGGCAUAGCACAAGUAAUAGUCUGUAACGCUGCGAAGCCUGACCUCUCCCCCUGCCAGGAGCCUUUGGCCUAACUCAAGCACCAUUUUGUUCAGAGAGAAGAUGGGGGAGGGGUGGUAACAAAAGCUUGAGGUAAUGUUCUUGCUGGAAUAAGUUCAAGUCUUUCUGAACCCAAACUGUGGAAUUUCACCUGUGUACCUGAGUCUCCAGAAUCCUGCCUGCCUGGGACACCCAAAAGGCUUUUAUUCCCCCUGCUCACAUGACAGCUCUGCCCUUGGGGAUAUUUUUAAGACUGCAGAUAGGCCUUUGUUUUCACUUUCAUACAUUUAUUGGAACUCUGCUUGACUUGUGUACUCCUUCAGUUUUGCUGACACUUUACCAACCCGCUACCUAUUUUGAUUGUUCCCAUUUGAAACAGACACUGGCAUGGCCACAGUUUGACUUUUUAAACUGUGUACAUAACUGAAAAUGUACUAGACUGUAUACCUGUUUAAAUGUAGAGAUAUCCUUUAUCUUUAUAUAAGGAAAAUCACUUGGGAAGUGGUUCUACGUUUCAGUCUUUAAACUGUGUUCCAAGACAUGUCUGUUCUUCCUAGAUACUCAGUCUUAUGCAAGUCAAUUGCUGAUCCAAAAGGUUACUGAAAUUUUAUAUGCUUACUGAUAUUUUACACUUUUUUAUGCUGCAUGUCCUAUAAAGAUUUCAAAUCUGCACAAUAAAAUUGUUUAACAGUAAA